AUGGCUGCGGCGGCCUGGCUGCGGCGGGCCGUGUGCCGCUCCGGUUGCGUGCUGCUCUUCCUUUCGCAGUUCUACAUCUUGUCGGGCGGUGGAUCCUUAAAUUUAGAUUCGCAGCCGCUGGCUCAGUCAAUAAAGGACCCGGGUCCGACUCGUACAUUCACAGUAGUUCCCAGGGCAGCAGAAAGUACUGAAACCCCACCUUAUGUGAUGAAGUGCCCAAGCAAUGGUUUGUGUAGCCGACUUCCAGCUGACUGUGCAGAGUGCAAGACAAAUUUCUCCUGUGUGUAUGGGAAGCCUGUCACUUUUGAAUGCACAGUCAAGCCUUCUGUUACAUGUGUUGAUGAAGAUUUCAAAUCCCAAAAGAACUUCCUCAUCAAUAUGACUUGCAGAUUUUGCUGGCAGCUUCCAGAAAUAGAUUAUGAGUGUGCCAACUCCACCAGCUGCAUGACAGUGUCCUGUUCUCGGCAGCGCUAUCUUACUAAUUGUACAGUUCGGGACCACAUUCACUGCUUGGGUAACCGUACUUUUCUCAAAAUGCUGUACUGCAAUUGGACUGGAGGUUAUAAAUGGUCUACUGCUCUGGCUUUAAGCAUCACCCUCGGCGGGUUUGGAGCUGACCGCUUCUACCUCGGUCAGUGGAGAGAAGGCCUUGGCAAACUCUUCAGCUUUGGUGGCCUGGGAAUAUGGACACUCAUCGAUGUCUUGCUAAUUGGAGUUGGUUAUGUUGGACCAUCAGAUGGUUCAUUGUACAUUUAAUUGUGGGUAUGUUUCAGAGAGGAACAGCUUUAAAAAGGUUCUUUUGCCUGUAUAUAGCAAUGUGAUAUGCAGGUAUGCGAUGCAUAAUGUCCAUUUGAGCAAUGCCAGAUCUCAUAUGUGUCUGGGGGGUGGAGAGUAGGGACAUGCCAGCAGGUGAAGCUGGUGUCAAGUUCAUGGUGCCACUGCAGUCCUGGAAGAUACCACUCCUGGCCAAGAGAGUGCUGUGUAUCCUGAAGCAGCCAAUUGCAGGUACAAGUUUGUAGACAUCUGACUGUGGGCACUAGUACAGAACCAGAGUUCUUGUGUGGGGAUUACUUUGAUAUAUGUGAAUUGUAUAUGUAUAUGGAGAUAAUAUAGUAUUCACACAAAAUCCAAAUCUUAUAGCAUUCUAUUCCACAGAACAUAUUAUGGAUAUUAAGUGACAUAAACCUGUUUGUUCUUAAUGUACAGUAUCUGUACUUUGCUUGCCUUAAUUAAGGUAAAAUAAUUAAGUCAUUGAACAUUUUAGAAUUUAUUUGCGCUUGCCUGAAAUAUUUAUUUUUCUGUGAAAACUUUAAACUUAGUUAAGAACAGAUUGAAAAAUCUCAUUACAUUCCUAUGCUCUUUUGUAUUGUUUGUCAG
Molecule: messenger RNA, 1377 nt
Organism: Echinops telfairi (small Madagascar hedgehog)
Lineage: Eukaryota; Metazoa; Chordata; Mammalia; Afrosoricida; Tenrecidae
Gene: TM2D3
Product: TM2 domain containing 3
Exons: 6
Coding region: 1-756 (251 amino acids)
Source: RefSeq, a predicted model, not a curated record